Lachancea fermentati is the source of this 150-nucleotide messenger RNA. The record is from the annotation of a GenBank genome assembly. NCBI's taxonomy places the organism in Eukaryota, Fungi, Ascomycota, Saccharomycetes, Saccharomycetales, Saccharomycetaceae.
AUGGCUUUCCUAGUUUUGACCUCAGACGCUUCUGAACCAUUUGUCAUCCCAUCCGUUUCGCCAGUGUCGGCUCCUUCUUCAAGAAAGAACAGCACAGCCAGCCUGGACGCCGGAGCCGCCCCAAGAAAGAACUCGUUGUCUUUGCAAUAG